AAUGCUCUGAAUCCCUUUUACUGCGCCAUAUGGGGAGGGACAAAGUUUUCAUCAGAUGGUCUAACUGAACCGCUUACUCCGGAAAAACCUGGUCUGGCUUCACUUCAAAUUUGCGAAUUAUCAGACAAUUGUAUAACCGAUGUGGAUGCUCUUAUAACGUGGCAUCUAAUGAAGUUGGAUCUCAAAGGAAAGCAGCUUCUUUUUAUUCUACCUCUACUAACUCUAGGAAUGCACACUCAUUCCCUGGACCUGACUAUAGAUGUUGGCUGUCUCUUUCAGAUAACCCAACUCCCCAGUGUAGCAUUCUGGAACAGGCUACAGCUGCUCUAUCUUCACGACAACACCAUGGUGACUAGAAAGAACAGAGGGGUGUCAGGCUGUGUUAACCUCACUGCAUUGAUCCUCUGUGACGCACCGCUCAGCAUGAAGGAAAACUACAGGCAUUGCAUCAUCAGCAGCAUCUGGUCACAGAAAGCUCUGGAUAACCAUGUGGUCUCAGACAAGGAGAUAAUUGAAAACUGGGUUCUCCCCCUACAAUUCAAAGCCUUGUAUCCUCAGUUCUAUGGGGACCUAUCCAAAACCUAACUUGGUCAGUCAAAAAGUGAUUUGCAAUCUCUUCAUUAAAUGGUCUAUUCACUUUUUGUGCUUUUAUGUAAUUCAGGGGCCAUAUCAGAAUGAAAUGAAAGCAGUUCAUAGGAUUAUAUCAGGAGCCAAUAGGAUUCAGGCAGUGUAUUCUCCAAUGCUGACUGUCCAGUGAUGGAUCAGAGGACAUCUGACCAGAAAAAGGCGUGGCUAGGUACAAGUAGUUGACACAAUAUAGCAAAUGUAUUGCCAUUGAAGAAUUGCUGUGGGAAAACAAAGUAUGGUUAACAUUUAUCCUCCAAUAGCAACACAUUCUCACAUCGCUACCAAAUGAGGUGUUACAGACGAACGUUAAUUUUGAUGUCUGUCAUUGACUGCAGAUAAUCACACCUCUUUCCUGGUUUUAUUGGUGUCUCUCACUGAAAUGUUGUUUGUUGUUCCCUCUUGUUUGUGCUGUUCCGAGCCGUAAAAGCUUCUAGUACAGCCAGAGAGUUCAUCUAUCUCCCAUCUCCUCUGCUGGGUCAGACAGCCAGGGCACAGCCAGGACCGCAGAGGCCCAUGAAGAGGCCUGGGUCAAAGUGAGCACAGCUGAUCAGCAUGUGCAGAUUUUGAAUCAAACAAUUUCCCUUGCACUCUGUGAUGUAACCAAAACUCCAACCACCCUAACCCAGUGUUCCCAAAGAUACUCCCCAGGGAAAUAUUAUCUGUGACAGUCCCCACUCCAUUCAGCUCUCAUUGCCUUAAAUGUUCAUUAUAAACCAGGGGUUUGGCACUUGGAUUAAAUGCCCAUUAUAAACAGCAUUGGCAC
Messenger RNA from Esox lucius (northern pike), 1390 nucleotides. RefSeq names its product leucine rich repeats and IQ motif containing 3 (gene lrriq3). The record is from RefSeq and is a predicted model, not a curated record. Lineage: Eukaryota; Metazoa; Chordata; Actinopteri; Esociformes; Esocidae.